AAUAUAUUUGCAUUGAAACACUAACAAUUAUUGCAUUUUCUUCUUCUCAUAUAUAUGUGUUGUCAAAAAUUGAGAUGACAGAUACGGCACCUAAUCCUGUCAACAUUAUGUCUUGCACGCAAGAACAUCAAACUGAUCCCCCCCUCCCCCCCACAAAAUAAAUAAAUAAACUAAAAAGAUGAAGAACUAGUUUUCCUGGUAGAACAAUAAUUGGACUCGAUAAUGAUGAUAAUUGUUCUAACAUUUUCUUCUCAUGAUGCAGAUACAGCCCAGCUUCAGCUGUUGGGUGAGGACACGCCGGAUGAUGGCGACUCAGUUCCAGUAAACCUUAAAGCUCCCGGCACCACCGGUAAUUGCCAACUAGGCGGCGGCGGCGGCGGCGGCGGAUGCCGGAUGGACGACCGGCCGGCGAUGAGGCGUUGCUGUCGCCGCCAGGCAAGAUGCACGGUCACCGACUCCCACCGCAAACGCACGGGCUGCUGGCAGUUUUGGUCGGCUGCCGUGUGCGGCCGUGGAUCCGGGUCGGUGGGCCAUGGAUGGGUUCGGUGCUGCUCCAUUUUUUGUGCUUCGUGGCAAGGCACGGCUUGGCAGAAGCAAUCAAACGUGCUGGAUGUUGACGUGCUGAUUGUCUCCCCGGUUCUGUGUAUGAUCGACAUCAUCGGCUUUGACCGGAGGCUGUGCAUACAGGCAAGAAUGAGCCAGCAAAACCUAUAUGUUUGGCGCUCUAGUUUUAUUCUAUGUAUUUCCGGAGGUUGCCUGUGGCUCUUGUAUAUAUGCUAGGGUACCU
Panicum hallii is the source of this 787-nucleotide messenger RNA. RefSeq lists its product as uncharacterized. The record is from RefSeq and is a predicted model, not a curated record. Bases 223 to 780 code for a protein of 185 amino acids. The transcript has 3 exons. NCBI's taxonomy places the organism in Eukaryota, Viridiplantae, Streptophyta, Magnoliopsida, Poales, Poaceae.